AUGGCCAAGAAGAGGCAACGACCUGCCAGUUCCUCUGGUACUAGCAAGGAAGCUGAUAAUGAUGUUGGAGGUGACCAGUAUGAAUUUGCUUGGCGCAAGGUCGAAGUCGGAAUCAGAGCUCCUUCAAGAGCUUCCGCUACCAAGUUUUCUUCCAACGAUGACAAUGAUGACAAUUUUGAUAGUGGGAACAAUCACUAUGACGAGCCGACAUCCAGUAUAUAUCGCUCAGCAGGAAGGGAUUUGGAAGCUAAUCCAGCCGAAGGUUUUGGAAUGUUCUUGGGCCUGGAAGUAUUGGAUGGGAGUCGGUACAGUGUGGUAGAAGAAGGGGGAUACAAACGGCUUGUACCCAAACUGGCUGACGACGACAAGAAAAAGAAAAGCAAAGAGCCAAAAAGCAAGAAAAAGCAAAUGGAAAAGUCAUCCGAUGAAAAGAAAGAAUCAGAAGUGAAAGAAUCAGAGCAGGCGACCUCUGAACCUGCUGAUGAGGCCGAAGCAUCCAGACCGAAGAAGAAGAAACGCAAAAACAAAAAGAAAAAAGCCAAAAAGAAAAAGGACGAGAAAGCAAGGAAGACUGCCACUGAGUCUGAAGGAGAGGCCAGCAAAGAAGACGAAGCGACAACGAAACCUUCGCAAGAUCAAGAAGUUUCUGAGUCCAAAUCUGAAGGCGAACCAGAAUUGAAGUCAGAUGAGCCACAAUCUAGCGAUAAGAAUGACACUGUCAAUACUGAUGACAUGCAAGAUCCUGAAUCAAAUCCACAACUUGAGCUGUUUCAGAACUCGUGGAUGACAGCAACCGGUGGUGUCGCUCUACACAACGAGCUCUGCCUGUCGCUCCUCAAGCAAGACUGGUGGAGCCCCACUCCCAUUCAAGCAGCAGCGUUGCCGGCUGCCAUUCUAGGCCGACGAAACAUUGUUGGUGCUGCACCAACUGGUUCUGGAAAAACAAUGGCCUACUUGCUCCCCAUAUUUGAACACCUCUUGCAACAGGAAGAGCCCAGUUAUCAGGAUCGAAAGGUCCAGGCUCUCAUUCUAGCUCCCACGCGGGAGUUGGCACUGCAAGUGCAGGGUGAAUGCGACAAGCUUGUCAAGGGAAAGUGUGCCAUGCUUGUAGGAGGUUUGGCCAACCAGAAGCAAGAGAGAAUCUUGAGAACCAAAAGGCCGCCAAUCAUCAUUGCUACGCCUGGAAGAUUAUGGGAGAUGAUAUCCAGCCGAGAAGCAAAAGUAGUGAUGCUAAGCGAUGAUGUGCUGGCCAUGAUGCAAAAACAGAAAGACGGCGAGGUUCCCGAACCUCUCGACGAGGACGAGGAUGACGAAGAAGAUGAUGCUGAUGUUGACGCCAACGAUGCAGAAGACGAACUAUUCGAAGAGGAGGUUCCGAACACUGCGCGACGACCAGUGUACCGUCAGACCUUUGUGUAUUCGGCUACCUUGACGCUGCCUCCCUCGGCAACAUACAUUCCAUCAAAGAAUAAAAAGAAGAGGAUGUUCAACCUCAAAGGUGUGCAGGGGGCGAUCGAAGAGAUUCUGGACAAAGCACGCGCCAGGGGACAAACCAAAGUGAUCGAUCUCUCCAACUCAAAGAAGCAAGCAAAGUUCAACGAGAAGAUCCUGCAGGCGAAAGAAACGUCCAAGAAGGAGACAAAACACAACAAACGAGAGGAGCAGAUCGCACCAAAACGAACAUUCAAUCUACCUCCUGGUCUGAAGCUAUUGGAGUUGAAAUGUACCCAGAUGCACAAAGAUUCACAUUUGUAUGCAUACCUCGUAACAACGCGUGAAGGUGCUGCUGGGCCUUGUCUUGUGUUUUGCAACUCGAUCAAGGGAGUUCGUCGUGUCGGCACGACGCUCAAGUUGUUGGGUCUCCCGGUUCGGGUAUUGCAUGCCAACAUGCAGCAGCGUGCUAGAUUCAAGGCUGUUGAGUCACUGCAGAAAGGAGAACGAGCAGUUGUUGUGGCCACGGAUAUCGCAGCGAGAGGUCUGGACAUACCGAACGUUACAUCGAUUGUUCAUUAUGAUGUCGCGAGGAAAGUCGACGGCUUUGUUCAUCGUGCUGGUAGAACAGCGCGCGGAAUGGGCGAGAACGCCGUGGGAUCCAGUUUGUCCUUGAUUGCACCCGCUGACGAAAAAGCUCAUCGCAAAAUUGUUGGUGAGCUGAACGCCACCAUCCACAGGGUCCCACUAGAUUCCCGACUUUUGACUGCUGCUCAGGCGCGGACCAAUCUUGCUUCCAAAAUUGUUGCCGCUGAGAGCAUUGAAGGCAAGGCACAGCAGACCAAUGAUUGGUUCAUGAAGAACGCGGAAGAGGCUGGCUUGGAGGUCGACGCGGACGUACUGGAAGGUGGUCUAUUAGGAGGAAAUUUGAAGGAACAACAACAAUUUCUGGAGGCAGGUCGGGCCAAGACAGAACUUCGACGUUUACUCGCGGAACCAAUGGUUACUCAGCGCUUUGGAAAGUUCAUGUCCGUCAACAGCGCUGCCAAAACGCAACAAGUGACACCUUUUGUGGUGAAACCAACGACGACACAAGGAACACGAUCUAAGAAGAGGCGAAGAAAGGGGAACAAAUAG
Seminavis robusta is the source of this 2568-nucleotide messenger RNA. The record is from the annotation of a GenBank genome assembly. Lineage: Eukaryota; Bacillariophyta; Bacillariophyceae; Naviculales; Naviculaceae.